GUACACACAUAUAUGUACAUACAUAUGUAUAUGUAUAAAAAAGUUAAAAAUCUCUAAUUAAAUUUUAAUUAAAGACAGUAUAUCAACAGUUCGCGACACAAUAUGAGAUACCAUCAAAAUGCUGUCAUGUGGUGAGCAAUGUGAAAAGUAUAAAAAAGUUUGCAAGAAAUAUCUAAUUGAUGGUUAAACAUGAAUUGUACCGACCAGAUUUUUCUACCUUUAUUUAUUCUUACAUUUAUUAUAUAUGCACAAUGUGAAAUUAUUACAUUGGGCUUAGUUGGUUCGGCAUUAGGUGGUUUAGGUUAUUACGGAUACGAAUAUAUGAAGUGCAAAUAUCAAGAAUGCUGUACAAAUGAAUAUAUUCACCUUGAUUUUGAUAAAUUAGAAUUUAUGUUAGCUGCCAACCUGCAUGGACAGCAAAUUGCUCACAAAACAAUUGUACUUGCACUUCGUGGAUUCUUUGGAAACAAUCAUUCAUCCAAAGCUCUGGUUAUGAGUUUUCAUGGUACAUCAGGAACUGGCAAGACUUAUGUGACACAGAUGAUUGCCACAGCUCUCUACAAAAAUGGUGUAAAAAGUCAAUAUUAUCACUUUUUCAAUGGUCGCAGUGAUUUUGAAUUACAAGAAAAAGUUGAUGAAUAUAAAAGGGAACUAAAAAACUUAAUUUCUAAGAGUUUAAAACAAUGUGAGAGAUCAAUGUUUGUGUUUGAUGAAGUGGACAAAAUGCCAGAAGGUUUGCUGGAUGUGCUGGUUCCUUUUCUGGACUACAACAGCUAUUACAAAUCGUCCAAAAAUAGUGAAUCUAUGUACUUAAACAAAGCUAUUUUUAUAUUCCUCUCUAAUACAGGCAGUGGCCACAUAGUACAGCAACUUAUAAGUAUGUGGAAAAUAGGCAAAAAACGAGAGGAUGCUCGACUACAAGACUUUGAGAAGCUAGUAGCUGAUGGUGCUUUUAAGGAGAAAGGUGGUUUUCGUCACAGUGAUGCUAUACAGACUAGUGUGAUUGAUCAUUAUGUGCCUUUUUUACCUCUUGAGGAAAGACAUGUUAGACUAUGUGUAGAAAAGGCUUUCUCAGAAAGAGGAGUGUUACCAAACGAGGAAAUGAUUGAAGAGGCGUUGUCGCACUUGACUUUUGGUCCAGAACCGUUCAACCUGUACUCGAAGGGAGGUUGCAAGAGAAUAGAACAGAAAGUUGCCUCUAUUGUGUUUCGCAAACAAUCGGAAGAUCUAAAACACAAAGUAAGACAUGAACCACAUGUAUAAUGAAAAAUAAUGAUAAUAUAAUAAUAAUAAUACGAUUAUAAAUUUUUUA
Molecule: messenger RNA, 1312 nt
Organism: Pseudomyrmex gracilis
Lineage: Eukaryota; Metazoa; Arthropoda; Insecta; Hymenoptera; Formicidae
Product: torsin-1A-like
Exons: 3
Coding region: 190-1263 (357 amino acids)
Biological process (GO): cellular response to misfolded protein
Molecular function (GO): ATP hydrolysis activity; ATP binding
Source: RefSeq, a predicted model, not a curated record